AGGAAAAAUGGUUAAAAAGAGGUCAAGUGGGGAUGGGGAUGGGGCUCUAUAUUCUUUAUAUUUUUUAUUUUGUGUGUCUCCUUGAGCCCCUCAUGACAGUGGCAGAAAAAUUCUCCACCACUUCGUAUUUUAGCUGCAUGUAGGCUUCCCAAGAGAUAGAAGAGAAGUUCACUUGGGGGCCCUGCAGGCCCUUAUACCCAAGCAAGUUCAAGGCUUCCUCCCUUUAAUUUUUUUUUUUUUUUUUUUUUAAGAAAAGAGAUAUAUAUUAUUGCUCUCUAUUUUGCCACAUGGUAGGAAAGUCCCCACCUAAGUUUUUCUCUUUCGUGUUUAUCUCCUAGCAUGUAGGAUAUAUAUAUAUAUCAGUAGUGAAAAAAAUGCUCAUGUCCUCUGAACAAUUGUGCCAAAAAUUAACGGGCUGGAAGAAGUAGAGAGAGAUGGAUUUUUUGAGUUGUGUACUAUUAUGUCUUAUGGUUGCCUGGAUCGUAAUCCAAGCCCUCCAAUAUUCAUUUGCAAGAAGAAUUCCCACAAACCUUCCACCUGGACCAAAGCCAUUUCCUUUGAUUGGAAAUCUCCUAGAGCUUGGAAACAAACCCCACAUCUCUCUAACCAAGCUUUCAAAACGCUAUGGCCCCAUUAUGACUUUACAACUCGGCCAAAUAACAACAGUUGUAGUUUCUUCAUCCAUCGUCGCCAAACAAGUCCUCCGAACCUAUGACCGAUUCUUUUGCAACCGAACGAACGCAGAUGCACUCCAAGCCUGCAGCCAUGCCAAGCACGGCAUGCCCUUCAUACCUGUUUCAGCUAAAUGGAGAAACCUUCGCAGAAUAUGCAACUCCCAAUUGUUCGCCACCAAAGUUCUCGACGCCAACCAGGCCAACCGUCACCUAAAAGUGCAAGAGCUCAUAGCUGAUGUCAGCGAAAGCGUGGUAAAAGGUAAGGCAAUUGAAGUUGGAAGGGCUGCUUUCAUAACUACCCUCAAUUUGCUGUCACGUACUGUCUUCUCUGUGGAUCUAGCGGACCCGAAAAGUGAGACGGCUAGAGAGUUCAAGGAGUUGGUGUGGGGUAUCAUGGAAGAGGUCGGGAAACCAAACCUGGCUGACUAUUUUCCUGUGCUUAAGAAGAUUGAUCCCAUGGGGAUACGGCGCCGUUUGACCAAGCACUUCCGGAAGAUGAUUGACCUCUUUGACAGCUUGAUCUUCCAAAGGUUGGAAACAAGAAAAUCACAUGAUUAUGUCACAGCCAAUGAUAUGUUGGAUACUCUUAUAAACAUGAGUGAAGAGAAAAAUGAGGAUAUGGACAUUCCUGAAACUCAUCAUUUGUUUCUGGAUUUAUUUGUUGCGGCCACAGAAACAACCUCAGCCACAUUGGAAUGGGCAAUGGCUGAGCUACUAUGCAACCCUGAAAAACUGUCAAAAGCUCAAGAGGAGCUAGAACAAGUCAUUGGGAAAGGGAAACCAGUUGAGGAAACAGACAUUGCUCGACUUCCUUACUUACAAGCAAUAAUCAGAGAGACCUUUCGGCUGCACCCAGCUCUUCCAUUUCUUGUCCCCCGCAAAGCCGAAGCAGACCUAGAAAUCUGCGGGUAUUUUGUACCCAAGGGUGCGCAAGUGUUGGUCAAUGCAUGGGCCAUAGGCAGAGACCCUGGCAUUUGGGACAACCCAGCCUCAUUUAUCCCAGAGAGGUUCUUGGGAUUGGAUAUGGAUGUCACUGGCGGAAGCUUUGAGCUUAUCCCGUUUGGUGGUGGGAGGAGAAUAUGUCCUGGCUUGCCCUUGGCAAUGAGAAUGUUGAACUUGAUGUUGGGUUCACUUCUUAACUCGUUCCAUAAUUGGAAGCUUGAAGAUGGAGUUGUACCAGAAAACAUGAUCAUGGAAGAGAAGUUUGGCAUCACUUUGCAAAUGGCUCAGCCUCUGAGAGCUGCUGCCAUGGCCGUGCCAUAAAAUAUCCUACUAGCUAUUUGUUUUUACCUAAGUUAAUAUGUUGUGAAAUUGAAUGAAAACUAUUCAUGCCAUGGAAUAAAAACUAUUCGUGCCAUGGAUACUCUCACAAGUUCCUCCAAAUAGGUUGUGUCCAUUUUUCUUGCCAUGGAAUAAAAAUUGCAUAUUUAACUUUCA
Molecule: messenger RNA, 2111 nt
Organism: Prunus persica (peach)
Lineage: Eukaryota; Viridiplantae; Streptophyta; Magnoliopsida; Rosales; Rosaceae
Product: geraniol 8-hydroxylase
Exons: 2
Coding region: 435-1937 (500 amino acids)
Molecular function (GO): monooxygenase activity; heme binding; iron ion binding
Source: RefSeq, a predicted model, not a curated record